GUCAUUUUCCCGAAUGGAGGAAAUGGUCGGUUUGCUCAACUCUGUUGUUUUCUUUUAGAUUUUGACUAAAAAAUUAAUAGGUGUGACUCAAACAUGACUGACAAAGAAAUUUCAGUGGAGGAACUCGAGGAAACGGUGAAGCGCACAGACGAACAGCUGGACAUGAUGGAGUGGAAGAUGGACAGCGUCGAGAAGGAGCUGGUGGCGCCCAUCAACACGCAGGACAUGUGUAUCAUGCACCUGCUCAAGUCCGUCUCCGAGGUGCGGUCGGACUACCAGCAGCUACGGCGUGAGCUGGUGGAGGUGCAGGCUCUGCAGCGAGAGCUCUCCUCGAGGCUGCGCACCCAGCUGAGGUUGGUCCACGGCAAGUUCGCGCGACUCCGGCAGCGCCUCGCCGCCGCCUCCCCACCGCGCUGAACACGCAACCACUCUCAACCCUCUCAUGUCUUACAAAUCUUUAGUGACGGACACCUGGGUCGGACUUAGAAAUUUCUGUGAAUCCUUCUUUUCGAACGAAGAAAAAUGGAAAUUAUGCACCCAAAAGGGUGAUGCGAGUAAUGAAAUUCGAAAAAAAAUCUUGAAUUGUCGUUUAGUUCUGACUAGAUGAAGUAUGGUUAUGGUUAUGGAAAUUUGUAAAAAUAUUACUUGUCCCAUAACGUGGGAUGUUUUCUAUGUUAUUAUUAAAUUGUAAUAUGUAAUUGCUUUUCGAUGUUGAGUUUUGUGUUUAUAUAUUGUAUUUUUACGGAGUUGUGUCGACUGUUUUGAUAUAUAUUUUUAUAGGUAGUUGUCUGGGCCUAAUUAAUGUUUGUUUUGAUUCGAUGUGCAAUAUUUUUGUAUUCUAAAAUUGUUACAAAUGUCUAAAAUGUUAAAAAAAUAUAUUCUAAAUUAUGAAGUAACUCCAAAAUCCUGUUGAGAUGUUCGUGAAGACAUGAGAGGCCUUGCCUCCUGAAGCUAUCUACU
Helicoverpa zea (corn earworm) is the source of this 960-nucleotide messenger RNA. RefSeq lists its product as uncharacterized. The transcript is spliced from 3 exons. NCBI's taxonomy places the organism in Eukaryota, Metazoa, Arthropoda, Insecta, Lepidoptera, Noctuidae. The record is from RefSeq and is a predicted model, not a curated record. The coding region runs from base 94 to 417 and encodes 107 amino acids.